AAUUUAUAUAGUUUGGGGCAACACUACCAAUACCAAGAGAAAUUAUUAGGAACUAAACACUAUCUAUUAUUUGCUUAUCCAGCAUACUAUUUUAUUUCAAACUGGUUUCCUACAAAAAUGGAGAUUUUUAAAAUUGUCCUACUCUUUUCUAUCCUUGUUUCUCUAUCAUCUAUGGCUGCUACAACGAGUGUGGUUGAUUUUUGUGUGGCGGAUUUCAAUUAUCCCGUGGGGCCAGCCGGGUACCCUUGUAGGAAUCCGGCUAACCUAACAGUAGAUGAUUUUGUUUUCUCUGGUUUGGGUGUUGCAGGCAACACCUCGAACAUCUUUGGUGUAGGUGUCACUUCGGCUUUUGAUUUGACCUUUCCCGCUUUAAAUGGUUUAGGCAUUUCCAUGUCGAGGUUAGACAUUGGUGUGGGUGGAGUUGUCCCGAUCCACUCACACAGGGUAUCAGAGCUUAUCCUCGUGAUCGAAGGAGAGAUAAUUGCGGGCUUUAUGGAUUCAAGUGAUAAAGUAUACUAUAAAACAUUAAACAAAGGGGACAUUAUGAUCUUCCCCCAAUCAUUGCUUCACUUCCAAGUUAACGUUGGUAAAACUCCGGCCCUUGCUUUUGUUAGCUUGAACAGCGCGAGCCCUAAUUUUCAAACGACUACCACUUCUCUCUUUGCUAAUGACCUACCUACCAAUGUGAUUGAGAAGAUAACUUUACUUGACGCGAUACAAGCGAAGAAGUUGAAGAGGAUCUUUGGUGGCACGAAUUGAUACUUUUGAAUGUUUCUUUGAUCGAUUUUGUGUACAUCUUUAGAACGUACAUGAGAGAUUUUGUAAAAAAACUUGAAUAACAUGUAUAACUUGCUUGUAUACAUUGUUGUGUUAUUGUGCAUCA
This is a messenger RNA of Spinacia oleracea (spinach), 883 nucleotides long. Its product is annotated as auxin-binding protein ABP19a-like. The coding region runs from base 118 to 759 and encodes 213 amino acids. The record is from RefSeq and is a predicted model, not a curated record. NCBI's taxonomy places the organism in Eukaryota, Viridiplantae, Streptophyta, Magnoliopsida, Caryophyllales, Amaranthaceae. The transcript has a single exon. Gene Ontology annotation, molecular function: manganese ion binding.